Fusarium verticillioides 7600 is the source of this 944-nucleotide messenger RNA. Its product is annotated as orotate phosphoribosyltransferase. Gene Ontology annotation, biological process: pyrimidine ribonucleoside biosynthetic process; 'de novo' pyrimidine nucleobase biosynthetic process; pyrimidine nucleotide biosynthetic process. Gene Ontology annotation, cellular component: cytoplasm. Bases 139 to 843 code for a protein of 234 amino acids. The transcript has a single exon. The record is from RefSeq and is a predicted model, not a curated record. Gene Ontology annotation, molecular function: orotate phosphoribosyltransferase activity. NCBI's taxonomy places the organism in Eukaryota, Fungi, Ascomycota, Sordariomycetes, Hypocreales, Nectriaceae.
AGGGUCCAAGGCCGGCUCCGGGCUCAACACCACUGAGAGAGAGACCUGCAAGAGGGGAUCGCAAACUUUGCUUUAGAAACAUUCACUCCCAAUCUUGACCUCGUACCAAUUCAUAUAUAACCACAUAAAUACCUAAUCAUGUCUUCUCAACUCGCCCCCUACAAGCAAGAAUUCUUGCAGGCUGCCAUCGCUGGCGAGAUCCUCAAGUUUGGCAGCUUCGAGCUCAAAUCAAAGCGCAUCUCACCUUACUUCUUCAACGCCGGCCUCUUCCACACUGCCCGUCUCGCCGGUGCCAUUGCUACUGCUUUCGCCAAGUCCAUCUCUGAGGCUCAGCAAGAGACCGGCCUUGACUUCGACAUCAUCUUUGGUCCCGCUUACAAGGGCAUUCCUCUUGCUUCCUCCAUCGCUGUCAAGCUCGGCGAGAUCGCCCCUGAGAACCUCGACCGUGUUUCUUACUCUUUCGAUCGCAAGGAAGCCAAGGAUCACGGUGAGGGUGGCAACAUUGUCGGUGCGCCUCUGAAGGGAAAGAAGAUCCUCAUUGUUGACGAUGUCAUCACUGCUGGAACUGCCAAGCGUGAGGCCAUCGACAAGAUCCGAAAGGAGGGCGGUAUCGUUGUCGGUAUUGUCGUUGCCCUCGACCGCAUGGAGAAGCUCCCUGCUACCGAUGGCGAUGAGUCCAAGCCUGGUCCCAGUGCUAUUGGCGAGUUGCGAAAGGAGUAUGGCAUUCCCAUCUUCGCUAUCCUGACCCUCGAUGAUAUCAUUGCUGGUAUGAAGAGCUUUGCUUCAGAGGAUGACAUCAAGCGAACUGAGGAGUACCGUCUCAAGUACAAGGCCAGUGACUGAGUGCAGCAUGGAAGAAAAGAAAAUGGUGAACGGAUGAGCUUAUGAUAUCAAAGGGUCACAAAUAGACGGAAUGGAAAUUAAAAAAAAAAAAAAAAAAAAAC